Etheostoma spectabile (orangethroat darter) is the source of this 1602-nucleotide messenger RNA. It is a transcript of the gene abhd14b, whose product is annotated as abhydrolase domain containing 14B. Bases 124 to 759 code for a protein of 211 amino acids. Gene Ontology annotation, molecular function: hydrolase activity. Gene Ontology annotation, biological process: positive regulation of transcription by RNA polymerase II. Gene Ontology annotation, cellular component: cytoplasm. The transcript has 4 exons. Lineage: Eukaryota; Metazoa; Chordata; Actinopteri; Perciformes; Percidae. The record is from RefSeq and is a predicted model, not a curated record.
UUCUUCCUGUUUUUCGGGUGAAAAAAAGUGAAACUGUAGCUGGUUCAGACUCAAACAGCCCUCAUUUAUUUUACACUCUGAUCAUCCGCUCAAAUCUGCAGGGUGUCAGUUUUUCUGUUCAGGAUGUCAGCUGUUAAGAUGACAGAGGGGAGUGUGCAGGUGGAGAGCUGCAAAGCGCCACUGUUCUACAGACAGAGUGAACCUGCUGUAGGGGAAGUGAGAAUAUCAGUUUUACUCCUUCACGGCAUCCGUUUCUCAUCAGAAAACUGGCUCAACAUUGGCACUCUGGAGACUCUGGCCAAAGCAGGCUGCCGUGCGGUCGCCAUUGACCUGCCAGGGCUCGGCCGGUCCAAGUCAGCCGAGGCCCCGGCCGCGAUUGGAGAACCGGCCCCUGCGGAUUUCCUGAAGGAGGUGUGUGAGGAGCUGAGCCUGAGCCCGGUGGUGGUGAUCAGCCCGUCCCUCAGUGGGAUGUACUCCCUCCCCUUCCUCCUACAGCACCAGGCUCUGAUACGAGCCUACGUCCCUGUAGCUCCCAUCUGCACCGACAAAAUCACAGCAGAGCAGUACCGGAGUGUAAAGGUCCCAUCUCUGAUUGUUUAUGGUGAUCAGGACACCCAGCUUGGGGCACUGUCACUGAGCAACCUGAGCAACCUGGCCAAUCACAGCGUGGUGGUGAUGAAAGGAGCGGGUCACCCCUGUUACCUGGACGACCCAGACACUUGGCACAGAGCCCUCACUGACUUCCUUAAUACCUUGUGAAGCUGCUCGUUGUGUUUCAGUGGAGAGAUUCUCAACAAAAACUGUCACACAUAAACAACUCAAAGGAGCCACACAAAUAAACCAUUCAUGAGAAAUGAAACUGAUUUUGACUUUUUAAAUAGAAUACUAAAAGCUAGUAAUGAAACUGGAAAUAGAGACUUUUCUAAACUUUUGAAGGCAAAGUAAGACAUUUUUAGAUAUAUACGCUUAUUCAUUUUUUCUGCUGAGAGUUAGAUAGGACAAUUGAUGUCUAUAUGGUAAACAUGAAGCUACGGCUCACAGAGAGCUAACCUAGCUUAGCAUAAAUACUUGAAAUGGCUAAACUAACCUGGCUCUCUCCAAAGGUAACAAAAUCAACCUACCAUCACUUCUAAAACCUUACUAAUUAACGUGUUUUAUCUAUUUAUCUUUUCCUGUUUCCAGUCUUUGUGCUAAGCUAAUUUAGCUGCUGGUGUGAAUCAUAUGAGAAACGUCAGUUAAUUGUCUUUUCUAAUUAAGAAAGCUGAUACAGUUAGUGUAUUUCCAAGAUGUAAAACUUUUUUUUGAAAGACUUUCUAUUUUCAGUGUAAUCUGAAAAUAAAUGAAUCUCCACCUGUGUCUCGACUGAAAAAAAAACACACGCUGAAUGAAGUGAAAAAUAUGAACAUUAUUUAAUAACUGAUUCUCUGUAAUAAACAAUUUGAAAAUAUUUUACAAGGAGUCACAGACACAAUAUUUUACAAAUUUUGCUCUCUUCUUUUUUUCAGCUUCAUCUGUACAAAAGAAUGGAGCGACAUGGACCAGUGCCCAGAAAAGAAGGAGCUAAAUCUUCCACGCACACAAACAUUCACACUCACACAAAUA